CCAACUCAGAGCCACCCAGCCCACAAGCCGUUUAUCUCCAUACCCCAUGCUCGAUAACAUAGUCAAGCGAAUCUCAUUAGCACUUCGGAAGACUUUUCAUCAUAAUUUUGGGGGCGGAUGGUUCUAUUUCAUUUUUAGUUACUUCUUGUUUCUAGUGUUUACCGAUUUUACAGUGCUUUGUGCGAGUGAUAAAUCCGUCAGCUGA
Messenger RNA from Puccinia graminis f. sp. tritici CRL 75-36-700-3, 205 nucleotides. RefSeq lists its product as uncharacterized. NCBI's taxonomy places the organism in Eukaryota, Fungi, Basidiomycota, Pucciniomycetes, Pucciniales, Pucciniaceae. The record is from RefSeq and is a predicted model, not a curated record. Bases 47 to 205 code for a protein of 52 amino acids. The transcript is spliced from 2 exons.